Eruca vesicaria subsp. sativa (arugula) is the source of this 657-nucleotide messenger RNA. NCBI's taxonomy places the organism in Eukaryota, Viridiplantae, Streptophyta, Magnoliopsida, Brassicales, Brassicaceae. The record is from the annotation of a GenBank genome assembly.
AUGAGCUUGUACAAGGAUUUACUAUGGAACCGUCCAGGAUCCAAGACUGCCAAAGACAAGAAAAAAGAAGAGAGGAUGAAGAGAAUCUUCCACCUCUUCCCCAAAAGAAAAAGAUCCCUUCGAAGCCACCCCAAGAAACACUCUCCUCACCUCUCAAAAAUCCCCAUAAAGAAACGACCUGUUUUAUACACCACCACGCCUCCCAAAUGGAUCCACCGCUUGAAGAAAGAUAUGAACAUAGCCAACGAUCCCAUCCUCAUCGCAGGGAAGCCUCUCGACCUCAACGACGUCGAUCCAGACCAAAACCGUCUCUCUAUCCCUUUCCAAACCCUGCAGCGAAACGACUUCUUGACGUCUGACGAGUUGAAGAUUCUUGGAGACCAAGGCGUUAACAACGGUGGGAGGAUUGGUGUGGCUGCGUUUCUCGUUGAUCAAAGGACUAAACAGUGGAAAGUGGUUUUGAAGAAGUGGGUUCGUAUGUGUGAUGAUUCAGGGAAAGUUCUCAGUAAUUAUCUGUUGAGUGGUGAAUGGAGUGAUGUCGUUGAGGCUAAUGGGUUGAGAGAUGAGGACAACAUUAGUCUCUGGUCUUUCAGGCUCAAUGGGUUCCUCUUCUUUGCUCUUGACUUUGCAGGUGACUCCAUAGACUUCUUAGAGUAA